AUAUUCAAUAUUGUCUUCUAUAGUUCUAUUAUUUAUGCACGUACGUGUAAACGUGUUAGUGGAACCCGCCAUAAUGGCGAUAUUAGAUAUGAAAUUAAAUUAGAUUACAUUCAUGCAACUCUAACGUAAACGUUUCGAAAUUUCGAAUUUUGUUGAUUUGUUUUCAGAUUAACAUUUAAAACUGUCGCACGGAGAUUAUAGAUAUCUCUAAAAUUAUAAUAUAGUAUAUUUAAAUAAAUAAAUUAUUUAAUUCAAUAUUUUUAAUAAUUUAUUGUUAAAUACUUUGGAAUAUAAUGAUUAUUUUAUAUUAUGAUAUGAUCAGUUAACUUUAUUGAUAUAACUUAAAUUCUUGAAUCUAUACAAUUAAUUGUUAGAGUACAUCUGAACUCCCAAUAUUGGUUUAUUUAUAACGAUAUUAUCAUGGCAGCAAGUAGCUCAUCUUCUUGGUCAGACAAAAACGAACAAAAAGUUUUUAAAUGUAGUGCAAAAGCAGCGACUAAACACCCUUUUUCCAUACUCAUGAUUGGUAAUACCAAUUGGAGCACUCAAAUAACAGAUGCAUUAAUUGAGUAUCAUGAAAACAAUCAUGUUUCAAAGAUUCAAGUGCACAAGGCACCAAGUGUAAAAUCAGCACUGUCUACACUGUCCAGUGUAUAUGCUGAUCUUGUAAUUAUUAUGUUGGACAUAAGUAAAAAUGAUUGUUUAGUAGAUGUAGAAGUUAAUUUAUUAGCCCUAGAACCAGCAUUAUUAUGUGGCAGAACUAUUUUAGUAAACCCGAAAAAUAGUAUUAAACGUAAAGAUAUGGGAGUUUCUUAUGAAAAUAUUGACAGUCUUAAAAGAAAAUAUAAUUUACUUAUUUUACAUGGAAAUAUAGAUGAUUACAUUAGUAGAAUGUUUUUAGCUAGAAGAAUCAUGGUUUAUUCCUAUAAAAUAAAUAAAAACGGUUUACCAAACAUUUUAGAGUUUAAUUCUGUUGAUAUGUAGACUAAUAGAUAAUUUAUUUAUUUGUUUUUUUUUGUAUAAUUUAUAAUUACAUUGUAAAUAAAACAACAUGUAAAUACAUGUAAAUUAUUUAUUUA
Messenger RNA from Aphis gossypii (cotton aphid), 1079 nucleotides. RefSeq lists its product as uncharacterized. The transcript has 5 exons. NCBI's taxonomy places the organism in Eukaryota, Metazoa, Arthropoda, Insecta, Hemiptera, Aphididae. The record is from RefSeq and is a predicted model, not a curated record. The coding region runs from base 421 to 984 and encodes 187 amino acids.